Messenger RNA from Austrofundulus limnaeus, 1303 nucleotides. RefSeq names its product protein Wnt-16. Gene Ontology annotation, biological process: multicellular organism development; neuron differentiation; cell fate commitment. The record is from RefSeq and is a predicted model, not a curated record. Lineage: Eukaryota; Metazoa; Chordata; Actinopteri; Cyprinodontiformes; Rivulidae. Gene Ontology annotation, molecular function: frizzled binding; cytokine activity. Gene Ontology annotation, cellular component: extracellular region.
GCUGUUGAGAAGACCAUGUCCACAGAGUGUCGCUGUCACGGUGUCUCUGGGUCCUGCACCGUGAAGACCUGCUGGAAGACGAUGGCUCCCUUCAGAGAGGUGGGGGCGUACCUGAAGGAUCGAUAUGAGAACAGCGUCCAGGUGUCAGACCAGUCCAGGAGGAAGACGAGGAGGAAGGACCGACGACACGCGGUGGACAAACACCAGCUCAUUUACCUGAACAGGUCUCCCAACUACUGCAUGGAGGACCCCCUGCGGGGCGUGGCCGGCACCAGGGGGCGUCGCUGCAACAGGACGUCCGGUGGUCCGGACAGCUGCAACCUGCUGUGCUGCGGCCGUGGUUACAACACACACCUGGAGAGACACGUCCAACGCUGUGAGUGCAAGUUCAUCUGGUGCUGCUACGUCCACUGCAGGCGCUGCGAAAGCAUGAACGACACGCACACCUGUAAGUGACCACACACCUGGAGACACACCUGUAAGUGACCACACACCUGGAGACACACCUGUAAGUGACCACAUACCUGGAGACACACCUGUAACUGACCACACACCUGGAGAUGCACCUGUAACUGACCACACACCAGGAGACACACCUGUAACUGACCACACACCUGGAGACACACCUGUAACUGACCACACACCUGGAGACACACCUGAAGGUGACCACACACCUGGAGACACCUGUAAGUGACCACACACCUGGAGACACCUGUAAGUGACCACACACCUGGAGACACACCUGAGGUGACCACACACCUGGAGACACACCUGAGGUGACCACACACCUGGAGACACACCUGAGGUGACCACACACCUGGAGACACACUGAAGGACACACCUGAGGUGACCAAACACCUGGAGACACACCAGGAGACACACCUGAGGUGACCACAUACCUGGAGACACACCUGGAGACACACCUAAGGUGACCACACACCUGGAGACACACCUGGAGACACACCAGGAGACACACCUGGAGACACACCUGAGGUGACCACACACCUGGAGACACACCUGAGGUGACCACACACCUGGAGACACACUGAAGGACACACCUGUAAGUGACCACACACCUGGACACACCUGGACACACCUGAAGGACAGUUUUCUAUUUAAAGAUACAAAGUGAGGGACAGGAGAAUACUGGACAUUUGUGGACAAACUGAUUUGAAUCUUUUCGUUCUUCUGGACACAAGUAAAAGGCAAUAACAUGUUAUUAACAUGUUAACUUGUUUAUAACAUGUGAAUAACAUGUUAAUAACUUGUUAAUAACUUGUUUAUAACAUGUUUAUAACAUGUU